Molecule: messenger RNA, 2366 nt
Organism: Notolabrus celidotus (New Zealand spotty)
Lineage: Eukaryota; Metazoa; Chordata; Actinopteri; Labriformes; Labridae
Gene: tamm41
Product: TAM41 mitochondrial translocator assembly and maintenance homolog
Exons: 9
Coding region: 420-1451 (343 amino acids)
Biological process (GO): CDP-diacylglycerol biosynthetic process; cardiolipin biosynthetic process
Cellular component (GO): mitochondrion
Molecular function (GO): phosphatidate cytidylyltransferase activity
Source: RefSeq, a predicted model, not a curated record
UCCGGACAUGCUUGUUGUUGACGCGGAUUUUGUUUCACAGCGCUAAUAAGGUUAUCUUACCGUCAGUGGUGUUGGAAAAUGAGCUAAAAAAGUUGCUUACCGUCCGUCUGUGACUCCAUUUCCCAUGAGCCUCCACUCCGCAACAGACGUAUUGACGUCAUCUUUAGUCGACUGUCAAGCUUACAGCUGACCCACACUCACACUGACCUGAUUGACGCCCGUAUACGAUAAGUAUGAUGAUAGAGUUGCUUUUCAGUGGUAGUGGUAGUGUUUACAGACAUUAAGCCUCUCAGUCCAACAUGUAUAUUCUACUUUAUACGACUGGAACCUCAGUUUGCACGAUAUCUAGUCGGUUAACCCGCUGAUAAACACGCGCGUGUGUCGUUCUUGGAAAGCUGUCCUCGCUAGUUCAAUACAAAAUGACUCUUCCAGCUUUGCACAACACUAGCGUGGUCUACAGACGGAUUUUGUCUCAGUUUCCUCAGGACAUCAGUUUAGCAUUUGCUUAUGGAUCCGGUGUAUUCAAACAACAUGGGACCAGCCAAGGUCAGAUGGAGAAAAACAUGCUGGACUUUGUGUUUGCCGUGGAUGACCCAGUGACGUGGCACACCAUGAAUCUGCUGCAGAAUCGCAAACACUACUCCAUACUCAAGCUGCUCGGGCCCACAAUGAUCAGCAAUGUACAAAAUGAACACGGGGCUUCGGUGUACUACAACACACUGGUACCUGUGGACGGGAGGACUAUCAAAUAUGGUGUGAUCAGUACAGACUCUCUGAUAAAUGACAUGUUACACUGGAAGACCUUGUAUGUGGCAGGACGUCUACACAAACCGGUGAAAAUGCUGGUACAGAGUGAGAAUGGAAAACUCCGAGCUGCUUUGGUGGCAAACCUGAAGAGUGCAGUGACAGCCUCCUUCCUCAUGCUGCCUGAGAGCUUCACUGAGGAAGACCUUUUUCUGCAGAUAGCUGGGCUUUCUUAUGCAGGGGAUUUCAGAAUGGUGAUUGGAGAAGAUAAAUCCAAGGUGACAAAUAUUGUCCAAGACAACAUUCAGCACUUUCGUAUUCUGUACAGCAACAUCCUGCGGGACUGCCCUCAGGUGGUCUAUAAGUCCCAGCAAGGAAAACUGGAGGUUGACAAAAGCCCAGAGGGCCAGUUUAUCCAGCUGAUGGCGUUACCUCGGACACUCCAGCAGAAGAUCACAAAGCUGGUCGACCCUCCAGGGAAGAACCGAGAUGUGGAGGAGAUCCUGCUGCAGGUUGCUCAGGACCCAGACUGCGGAGCUGUCGUACAGCAAGGUAUUUCAUCUAUUGUAAAGACCUCCAGUAUAACACAGAGCAUCAAAGGCAUCGCUACAGCUGGAGUUUGGAAAACGGUGUCAUACAGCUCUAAGAAACUGAUAAAGAUGUGGAAGGGUUGGAGAAGAAAGCCGUCUGUCUCCCAGAUGUCCUGAUCCUGUCUGUUCACCCGGAGCUGUCUUUUUCUAUAACCAUCACUAAGACAAUCAACGAUAAUCCUUUGAUUUUUUUCUUUACCCUGAAACAAACCGUGUCUGUGGAACAACCACAAGCUUCCCUCUUUUCAAUAUCUCUGCACAUCCUCCCUGAAUAACACAACUUUCAAGGUAUGACUCUUUGUUUGAAUAGUGUAGAAAUGCUGCACUGCUGCCCUUUGCUAUGCAAAUAAUAGAAGUGGUAGAAAAGAGAGUGACAUUUCACAAGCUGGACCAGGAUAAGGGAGGAAAUUUAAUGGUAGUACACAAUGGACCUUCCUGGAUAAUGACCACAGAGACUGUCGAGGAACUGUUAAACAUGUCUGGCGCCUCGGCGCCAAAUCAAUGUGAGCACUGCAAACUAGAGUUCUGUGAGAAAUAAUAAGGGAAAGCCUUUGGUGUCACCGUCAUAUUUUGAAACAUGUGAGUGUGUUCGUGCAUUUUUUAUGUGUGUUUCUACCUCAACGAGAUGAUGAUGAGCAGCAGAGGAGAAGCCUGAAUUGUGCAUGAUGUUCCUGUGGUCAUUUUUGUCUGUAUUGGUGUGAAAUGUUGCACAGAUACACUUCAUAUUCUCCUCUUACAUUGCCAAAGAGCUCCAAUCUUACAUGUCUUUAUAUUUCACAUUCUUACCAUUUUUGAUGGUUAAAGCUUAUCCAUGCUGGUAUUUCUUCUUUAGUAAAUAGGAGAAAAUCUAUGAUAUGCUGAACAUGUUCCUCAUGAUUAACAUCUGUUGUACUCACCACCUCAGCAUUAUGAGCUGCUCUUAUUGACAACUGGAAAUCUCUGUUGGAAAAAGCAUUGUUUUUUUCCAUUACACUUGAAGCGUUGUCUAACUCAGUUACAAGAAAUUGGUUUAAUAAACUUUUAAAUAGAAUU